ACCGAUGGUUAAUCCAUGGUACAAUGGACAAAUGCCCUUGUGGAUACAGAUCCAGGUGUUCCGCCGGUGUAUAAUCCAUUUUGGCCUCUGGUGUGGACCCCCCAUCUCGACUCUCUGGUAGAGGACAGAGACUUUCCCUUUCCAGUCGGUCUCGUUUACACUGGGGUGUACACUUUCGCUGGAGGUCACGUGAAGAGGGGCUUCCGAACGAACGAUGUGCCGCAAACGGUACCGACCAUUGAAUUCGACGGACAAAUGGUCCCUUACCACGACACCGCCCAGAAAUCCUACUCCCACAUCGAGAUCCCAUUCUUCCAGAACGCUGAUUGGAGCUCAUACUUGCCCGGAUUCACGUUCACCCUGGGGUUCUGCGUGGACCCAGGUUCUCCACCAGACGCUGCUCUCAUCACUAAUGCUGACUGUAAUUUCACCGCCUCCGUGGAGCUCACGCUUAGAGGUGGUAACACACUCGAGGCUAUGGUCCGCACUCAAGGUGGCCCAGAGGAUAAAAUUUCUCUGCCUUUACCGGCACCAAGGCCAAGUGGUUGUUACUUUGCCGGAUUUUCCUACACACGUGCUACCAACCAGAUGCUUUUAUGGUUGGAUGACGGUUCUUCCAUAACAGGAACAGCCUCAGGACCACCGAGGAAAAUCAAUCAAAAUCCGUUAUUCUUCGGAUACAGUUGCUAUGGUUACCCUGAUACGUCACCGCCACGUGCUCUGGAUGGAGCCAUGGCUGCAAUUCAUAUCUGGGGUGACCGGGCAAUGAACAUAGCCGAAAUGAACAAUGAGUGUCUUUUGGCUGGAUUCUGUCCUGUAUAGGAGUAUCGUGGCAAGAUGAAACCCGAGGCCUUGACACGGACUUUCAGUGCCAGAUGUUUGAAACGCCUGCCAGUGAUAAUUACUGCAGCGUUGUGAACACUCAGCAUGCUGUCUAUCGCGAGGUGUGAACAGUACUAAAACACGUCGAUGUAAUUUAAGUUUUAUGGCAUGACUUAAUGGAUGAUUCAUCUAAAAGUAAGAUUUCAUAGGCUGCAGUUAAUGGAUUUUUUUCUGAUACACUUUCAGCAUCAUUCCUGUAAGUUGUUGCACCUUUGACGAUAAUGGUAUGCUGAAUGUUUCUAUGUAUUU
Messenger RNA from Lingula anatina, 1131 nucleotides. RefSeq lists its product as uncharacterized. NCBI's taxonomy places the organism in Eukaryota, Metazoa, Brachiopoda, Lingulata, Lingulida, Lingulidae. The record is from RefSeq and is a predicted model, not a curated record.